Messenger RNA from Eremothecium gossypii ATCC 10895, 3366 nucleotides. It is a transcript of the gene SLA1, whose product is annotated as cytoskeletal protein-binding protein SLA1. Gene Ontology annotation, biological process: regulation of actin filament polymerization; actin cortical patch assembly. NCBI's taxonomy places the organism in Eukaryota, Fungi, Ascomycota, Saccharomycetes, Saccharomycetales, Saccharomycetaceae. The record is from RefSeq and is marked provisional. The coding region runs from base 1 to 3366 and encodes 1121 amino acids. Gene Ontology annotation, cellular component: nucleus. Gene Ontology annotation, molecular function: identical protein binding; protein-macromolecule adaptor activity; cytoskeletal protein binding. The transcript has a single exon.
AUGACGAUCUUCCUGGGGGUGUACAAGGCGGUCUACGCCUACGAGCCACAGAACGAGGAGGAGCUGGCGCUGGAGGAGGACGAGCUGCUGUACUUGCUGCAGAAAUCUGAGGUCGAUGACUGGUGGACGGUGAAGAAGCGCGUGCUGGGGGGGGACAUGGACGAGCCGGUGGGGCUGGUGCCGAACAACUACAUCGAGGAGGCGCCGGUCGUGGGGCGGGUGCGGGCGGUGUACGACUACGAGGAGGCGCAGAACCCGGACGAGGAGCUGGUGUUCCGCGAGGGCGACGAGUUCGAUGUGUACGAUGACCGCGACGCGGACUGGGUGCUGGUGCGGAAGCGCGCCGACGGGUCCGUGGGGUUUGCGCCGGGCAACUACGUGGAGAAGGUCGGGGCCGCGCCGGCCGGCGAGCGCGCGCCCGCGCGCGCCCCGGCGCUUGCGGCGGCGGCGGCGCCGGUGCUGACGACGGCGGCUGCCGUGCGCGAGCGGCCUUUGCAGGAGCAGCAGCCGCGGCGCAUCGCGAGCGGGAGUUCCGAACGCGACGACCGCCCGCUCCCGCGGCUUCCAGUGCGGACAGACUACUCAGAAGACGAGGAGGCGCCUCCGCCAAAGCCGGCGCGCCCGGAGCAGCAUUCUGCCGCCAGCGCGGGGAGCCAGCCCUCGUGGGCCCGCGAAGAGGCCGCAGACAGCAUCAUGGAUAUCUCCGGGAGCUGGGAUGUACAGGAGAUUGAUGGGCGCCGCAAGAAGAAGGCCAAGCUACAGGUGGGCAGGGAAACUGUGCUGUUCUGUCCCGCAGACGGGGACAUCAAGAGCUGGCCAAUCAGCCAUUUGAUUAGUUACGAUAACGAAAAGAAGCAUAUUUUUCUAGAGUUCAAGGACCCGUACUGCAAUCUGGAGCUGCACGUGGGCACUAAUAGCACGGCGAUCGAGAUAAAAUCUCUUUUGGCCGAGAUGAAGGCCACUGUCAACCCUGGGGCACUGCGGGAAAUCGAGGCUGCUUCGGUUGCUCCAAAGAAACGUGGUAUUAUCAAGUACAACUUUUUUGGCGAGUCGAGCGAUGAGCUGACAGUUAAGGAGGGCGAUGUUGUCUACAUUCUCAACGAUAAGAAGUCUGCUGACUGGUGGAUGUGCGAGAUAAUCGGAACAAGUAGGCAGGGUGUUAUACCUGCUCAGUUUAUUGAUGUGCAGCCAACCGAGGCCAGGAAGUCCUUGACUGCGACUAUCGCGGGCUUGAAGGAUGGAUCAAGUGCCUCAUCACAGAAGGGAUCGCAGCUUGGCGAUUGGAAACAGGAUGUAGACCAAGACAGCUCUGAGAGGAGAAAGAGUAUGUCUAAGAAGAAGGAGGAUAAGAAGUCUAAAAAGAAAAAGUUUCCAGAUCCCAAGAACACGCGUAUUUGGGUAGAUAGAAGCAACACAUUCAAAGUCGAAGCCGAGUUCCUUGGGUUUGUGGAUGGCAAGAUUCAUUUACAUAAGGUCAAUGGUGUGAAGAUUGCUGUGGCAGCAGAGAAGCUAUCCAUGGACGACCUAGCGUAUGUGGAAAAGGUUACUGGCACUUCGCUCAACAAGUACAGGCCUGAGGUCAAAGCACCGCCAGUAUCUAAACGGAAUGAUGAACAGGAUCAAAGGAGACAACUACGUCAGCAUGAGGACCGAGAACGUGAGAGAGAGGAGAGGGAGCGUGAUAGAAGACUGCGCGAGCGUGAGCUUGAGGAGCUUCGGAAGGCGAGAGACUUGUUGGACGAAGAGCGCGCUAAGCUUCAGUCAAUGAAGGAAAACUCGUCUCAGAGGCCGAGGUCUUCAGGCUCCGAACAAGAUUACGACUGGUUUGAGUUUUUCCUCAACUGUGGUGUUGAUGUGAGCAACUGCCAGCGCUAUACAUUGAAAUUCGAGAAGGAGCAUAUCUCGAAGGAAAUUCUGCCCGACUUAUGUCCUCCAAUCCUGAGAACUUUGGACAUGCGCGAAGGAGAUAUCAUAAGAGUCAUGAAAUACCUUGACAAUCACUAUGGCCGGACUUCACAGUCCUCUAGUAGCCCACCUGCUGAUUCCAAUAACGCAAACGUUCAGACUGGCCAUGGCCUUUCUGAGCAACUUCUGCCUAUUCAGACCUCUACUAAAGACGAUGACGCGUGGACUGUCAAGCCAGCAGCGAAUACAGAGUCAUCUUUACCUCAUUCUAAGAAGGAGUUUUCAGGUUCUUUCCAGGACUUGCUGGACUUAAAGCCCUUGGAACCGAAGAAAAAAGAAGAGACACCGCAACCAAACUUGAAAGACUUAGAGAGCGUCAAGACUGGCGGUUCUGCCAAGGCAGCGGCGCCAGUUCCACAGGCGACGGCCGCUCCAUUAGAUCCGUUCAAGACAGGAGGUAAUAAUUUGCUACCUACGGCCACAGGAGGUGUAUUGCUGAUGCCUGUGCUGACAGGUGGUCUUAUGCCAUUGCAGACCACUGGCGGUUUGAUUCCUCUUCAGAGAACUGGUGGCUUUGUGAUGCCGCAGACUACAUUUGGGCAACCUACGGGGAACAUACUUCCUGUUCAAAAGACGGCUAAUGGGUUGAUUCCUGUGGGAGGGGGUCUCGUACCGCAGACAACCUUCGGUGUAGCACCAUUAAACGCAUCGUUCACGGGCGGCAAUAUCGCAUUUCAACGAACUGGAGGCAUGGCUACAGGCAUGGUUCCUCAAACGUCUUUCGCAGGCCCAAUGAAUCCGGUUAUGACAGGUGGCAUGGUUCCUCUGCAGAGAACCGGGGGCUUUAUGCCAAAUAUGAUGCCCCAAACAUCGUUCAGUACUAAUCCUAUGAAUCAAAUCUCCACUGGGAUGAUGUCCUCUCAACUCACAGGAGGAAUGGCCAUGGCCGGGCCUCAGACUUCUUUUGGCAUGCCUGCCAUGAAUCAAACAUUUACGGGUGGUGUACCUGGUGUAAUGCCACAAACUUCAUUUGGGAUGGCACAGAUGAACCCUGGAUCAUCCAGUGGGAUGAUACCACUUCAACGGACGGGUGGUAUGCCAGGAGUAUUACCGCAAAACUCGUUUGGUAAUGCGCCUAUCAAUCAGGCACUGACUGGGGGCUUGUCUAUGGGCACAUUGCCUAUGCAAACCACCUUUGGAGCUCCACAGCAAAUGACUGGUUUCCAGCAAAAUCCAAUGAUGGGUAUGCAGAAUACGAGCGGUAUGACCUCUUUUCCAAAUACGUCCUUUGGCACCGCGAAUAUCAACCAAUUAUCAAAUAACAUGCAAGGUAUGAGUCUGAAUCAGCAGCAGGUGCCUUUGCAGAAUCAACCAACAGGUUUUGGAUUUGGUAAUGGUCCACAACAACAAAAACAGGCCAACAUAUACAAUGCCUCUGCUGCGAAUCCGUUCGGAUUUUAA